AUGACUUUCAAUGAUGAUAAUUUGGUUUCAGUUAUAGCAUAUUCUUGCCUUUUUGUGAUCGCUGCAGCAGGGAAUUUAACCGUCUUCAUAACUUUGUUAAGAAAUAGAGGAUUUAAAUCUCGAGUGAAUAGUUUCAUCAUGCAUUUAUCUGUGGCAGACUUAAUCGUCGCAUUCAUUAUGUUACCGAUGGAAACAGCCUGGCAUAUAACAGUGUCUUGGAAAGCUGGUGAUUUUACGUGUAGAUUAAUGAUGUUUUUCAGAGCAUUUGGAUUUUAUUUAUCUUCAUUCAUUCUUGUGACUAUAAGUUUAGAUAGGUAUUUUUCUAUAGUUCAUCCGCUCAGCAUUCACGACGCAGAAAAACGGGGUAAAAUUAUGCUCACUAUUGCCUGGAUAUUGAGUGUGGUUGCCAGUCUUCCGCAAGUAAGUCAAACUUAA
Lottia gigantea (owl limpet) is the source of this 435-nucleotide messenger RNA. RefSeq lists its product as hypothetical. Gene Ontology annotation, biological process: G protein-coupled receptor signaling pathway. Bases 1 to 435 code for a protein of 144 amino acids. The record is from RefSeq and is a predicted model, not a curated record. Gene Ontology annotation, cellular component: membrane. Gene Ontology annotation, molecular function: peptide binding; G protein-coupled receptor activity. NCBI's taxonomy places the organism in Eukaryota, Metazoa, Mollusca, Gastropoda, Lottiidae. The transcript has a single exon.